GUGUAAGGCAAAAUGGCGACCAAACGCCCAUCAGAAAUGUCAACAGAAACAAAUGGCAACAAAAAGGGAAAAGAAGUCAGAGUAUGGAUGGACGGAUGUUUUGAUAUUGUCCACUUUGGUCACGCUAAUGCACUCAGGCAGGGAAAACGUAUGGGAGAUAAGUUGUUCGUUGGAGUACAUUCUGAUGAGGAGAUAACCAUGCACAAGGGUCCACCAGUAUUUAACCAGGAGGAGCGAUACCGGAUGGUGCGGGCCAUCAAAUGGGUGGACGAGGUGAUAGAGAGUGCCCCAUAUGUGACCACACUGGACACAAUGGAUGAAUACAACAUUGACUUCUGUGUUCAUGGUGAUGACAUUACAACCACAGCAGAUGGACAAGACACAUAUCAAAUGGUGAAGGAUGCUGGCAGAUACAAGGAAUGCCGCAGAACCCAGGGAGUUUCCACCUCAGACAUUGUAGGCAGGAUGUUGCUGGUCACUAAAUGUCAUCACCAUAAAGGGGACAACUCCAGCCUGGACAAACACCAGACUGGCGAAAUUAGCUCUACUGCAGCAGGGUUCAAUGGCUCAGACUCGUUCAGCCCUUGGACAGGCGUGUCCCAGUUCCUGCCCACCACCCAGAAGAUCAUCCAAUUCUCCGAGGGUCGGGAACCCAACCCGGGCGAUACCAUUGUCUACUGUGCUGGUGCUUUUGAUCUCUUCCAUGUUGGCCAUUUGGAUUUCCUGGAGCAAGCUGCAAAGCUUGGGAAUUUCCUCAUUGUAGGAUUACACACAGACCAGGUGGUUAAUCGUUACAAGGGUGCCAACUUCCCGAUCAUGAAUCUACAUGAAAGGACCCUCAGCAUUCUCGCCUGCAAGUAUGUGGAUGAGGUUGUUAUAGGAGCCCCGUACACAGUCACCAAAGAUCUGAUGGAGCACUUCAAGGUGGAUGUGGUUGUACAUGGGAAAACCCCCAUCAUGGACGAUGUUGAAGGAAAUGAUCCCUAUGAGUGUCCCCGAUCUCUUGGCAAGUUUCAACAAAUUGAGAGUGACAAUGAUAUGACUACACAAGUGAUUAUUGAUCGAAUUAUUGAAAACAGAUUGCUGUAUGAGAAAAGAAACAAGGAGAAAGCACAGAAAGAAAACAAGAUCUAUGAAAGUUUACAAAAACAGAACCAGGAAGCCUAGCAAUAUAUGUUUUAUGAAAGAUCCAUUUGUUUUUCGGUUGUUAAAUGCUCAAGCAUUGCAGAGAAAGAUGAUAUUUACACAAACUUUAAACAGAUUUUAUCCUAUCUGGACAAUUAAAAUCUUAAGUGUGGUUAAUGGUGAAUUACUAGACAAUUUUGGAGAGUAGAUUUAUUGUGUAACUGUGGGACAUGAUGGGUUUUUAACUUAGAUGUUUUAACAUUGGGUAACAUUGGGUUAUUUAUUAGCAAGGCGAAAUCCCAUACCUAGGGUUUUCACUUGAAAUAUUUUAAAGUUUAACUCAUACCUGUAAUCUAGGGGAUGUAGCAUAUUUGCUUUGUUUUAUUUGAUACUUUUAUUCUGCUGAUUGAAAUCCUGAAAGUCUAAAUUUUCAUGUUUUACAUCUAUUUAUAGGUCAUGGCUAUGCAGUCAAUCAGCAUCAAGAUCCUCUGUUUUGUUAACUUUUCUAUGUGACAAGGUGUAUUCAUUUAUUAGGAGUGACAUGAUACUUUAUAUCAUACAAGACUUUGCCAGCGUGAAAUAACAUCAUUAUACAUGUUUGAUAUAUCUCUUGUGUAAUCAUGUUUCAUGUUAUGUUAUAACUUGUAAUUUAAUCUUAUUCCCAGUAUCACUAUCGCUUUGUUUGAUUUGUGAUACAUGAACCAUUACUUGCAAUUACUGGUCCAGUUGUGAAAUGGUCUAUGCUGCAUGCUAUGAAACCACACAUUUUUGUGUCCUCAUAUAUGAUAGAUGAUCUGUGGCAUGAUCUGCAUCAUAUGUUCUUAUUCUGUUAAUAACUGUGUUAUUGAUAAGUAUAGUUUUGUACUACUGCUAUUUUUAAUGAUCCAUAUUGUAAAUCUGGGACGACCAUGUUUUCCUCCCAGUAUAAAGCACGAGUUUCCAUGUACACUUGUCAAUGUUUACUUUAGUCUCAGCAUUUCCUUCAAGUUGGGCCAUACCAAAUUAAUUCUAUUUUUAGCAUUGGUUUCUGAUCACAACACCUACCUAACCAUGGCAGCAACUUAAAUCAUGUCCUCUUAAAACAAUGAACUUGAUAGAAAGGUUCAUCAACGAAAGUCAUAAAGAAAGCUUCAUAUACAUUUGCAGGUCUGUACAUCUAGAAAAUUCAAAUGAAAUAUUUCUACACUUAAAUAACUUGUUGUUUUAUUAUGAAGCUUUAGAAAAUAAUAUUUGCAUAAUAUAGACUUUUGUAAACAACAACAAAAAAAACCCCUAGGAGCCAGAUGAAGCUAAACAUCAAAUAAAUUUGGUCUGGACAUAUGGUAUUACAAUUUGCACUCAACCCUGGGUUAUAGCACAAAAGCACUGAACGUGCGAAUGGCUCAAUGCAGAAGGCAAAUAAAUUGUAAUGUGUUGUACCUUGUUGACUUUUUAAGUUAGCUUUUUUAGGCAAAACCAUGUUGUUGGAAUGGAAAUUUUCUAGCUGUGUAAGAGUUCUAGACUACGUGUCAUUUUUAAACCAUUGCACUAUUAUAUGUAUAUACAAUUUUUAAAUUUUACUUUUAAAGUCUGUGAUUUUUUAAUGUGUUACAUGCUGUUGCUAUGCAUGUGUGAAUAUGUGUGAAUGAGACAAGUUUGGGAUGCUAUUAAAAGAGUUAGAGGUCUAAUUCAAAGUCAUUAUGAUGAUUAUUAAUAAUUCAGCCAAGUACAUCUCUUUCUUGGUUCAGUGAUCAUAUACAUCAAAGAACUAGCGCUCAUACAAUAGCUAGUAAUAAUAAUUACACAUUCAAAAGACAAUCACUACACAUACAAUACACGCUAACUAUUAUUACUCAUGAAAAAAGACAAAUUAUUACACAUACAAUAGAUAAUUAUGCACAUACAAUUAAAGUUAUUACACUUACAAUAGACAAAUUUUACUCAUACAACAGACAUUGAUUAAACUUUGAAAAAUAAUAUACAAUUGGUACACAUUCAAUUAACAUAACAAUUUUUACACAUGUGUUAGAAUAUUAGAAGCAAAAGUAUCCUUAUGUUCUAUUGUAUGUAAUAUUUGUUACAGUGAACUUGCUCUUUUUAUAACCAUAGGUCAUUGUGUAUGUUGACCCAAGAUUAACUUCAAUGGACAUGAACAAAUCUUUAUUCUUCUGAUUUCUCUGGUUUUUACUUGUGUUGUUUAACCUAAUUAUUUAUCAUUUUCAAUAAAAAUAGUCCAAGC
Molecule: messenger RNA, 3343 nt
Organism: Mya arenaria
Lineage: Eukaryota; Metazoa; Mollusca; Bivalvia; Myida; Myidae
Product: ethanolamine-phosphate cytidylyltransferase-like
Exons: 15
Coding region: 13-1167 (384 amino acids)
Biological process (GO): phosphatidylethanolamine biosynthetic process
Cellular component (GO): cytoplasm
Molecular function (GO): ethanolamine-phosphate cytidylyltransferase activity
Source: RefSeq, a predicted model, not a curated record